CUCGGGUACAGAGUCCUUUACCUGCAAGUCGGGUUUGAACGACGUCGCUUCGCGGCUCACGAAGAUCUGCUUUGCUCUCGCUCUCAAUUCUUCAAAGAGCGUUUUCAGAAGGGUCGAAAAGACAUUGAGGGGGAAUGCGUUAUCUGUCACGAAAAUCUGAGUGAUUUAGAGACAGAUCUCACCUUCUGCAGCGACUGCGGGAAGAACAUCCACAACAAAUGCAUUCGAAAGUGGAAACAGAAUCAGAAUACCUGCCCUAUGUGCCGCACAACGUGGUCCAAUAAGAAGAUAACGAAGCAUGAGGUCUUUCGAGAGAUAGAGUCUGAGCUUUUCGAGGUGUACGUUCAGUGGCUGUACCAACAGAGUAUCCCCAAGUAUAUGGAAGCUAAGGAUGAUGGCCCUGAAAUUCACUGCUAUCGACUUCUUGAAGCGCAUAUGCUUGGCGAGACCUUGCAAGACACGGACUUCCAACAGGCAAUCCGGCAGGAGAUCAUCGAGUUCUGUCUAGCAAACCCGAAGUGUAUCGAUACGGAUGUCAUUGAACUCGUCUUUCAUGAUAAUAUUGCAGAAGAUCACAUACUGCGAAAACUCAUAUUGGAACUCUAUGCGCUCUUAGGCGAUCCAGACUGGCUCGUCAACACAGAGGAAGUUCCGCAUCGGUUCAUUGUCGACCUGGCUCAAGCCUACGUGAGAAAGAGCAAGAUACUACUGUCAGCUGGUGGGGAUGUCCGUAAAGUUCUGGCCGAGGCUGGUUACAUUGAGCAGGAUGAUGCAAGCCUCGAGGACGGCGAUGGAGUCGUCGGUUGA
Messenger RNA from Cucurbitaria berberidis CBS 394.84, 807 nucleotides. RefSeq lists its product as uncharacterized. The record is from RefSeq and is a predicted model, not a curated record. Gene Ontology annotation, molecular function: ubiquitin protein ligase activity. The transcript has a single exon. NCBI's taxonomy places the organism in Eukaryota, Fungi, Ascomycota, Dothideomycetes, Pleosporales, Cucurbitariaceae. The annotation marks the transcript as partial.